UGUUGUAUUUUGACAAUAUUCCAUUAUUUUAACUGCGAAAAGAAUUCAAUAAAUGAGCUUUAAGAGCUGUACCUCAAUUUUACAUAACUUUAACAAACAUUUAAUUAGGCUAUACAAUGUACACUAUUUAAAUACAUAAUGUGCAUCAUCAGUGCACAUUAAAAUAGUUUUGAACCUUGAUUCUUCUUGAUUAAAUUUUUGAGCAGUAUUUUGUUCUAUUUUUACCCAAAUUAUUGUGAGCAUUAUGGAGCGCUAAACUCUCACACGUAAUUUCCCACAAGUGAGACGAAUGAAUAGGAUAAUGCAGGAAAACCCUAAUAUGGACAUCCAGCGAUCGCUGUAGCUGAAUAAAACAGAUUUUGACUAAUUAAACAUGAAGAGAAUUAACACGCGAUUGCGACAGUAUUAUGGUUUGUGUUCUUCAAGCCAUCUCAGGUAUUUUAAUGUAGGCUAUUUAUAAUGCAAUGCUAAUCGACAUAGCAUUUAUCACUAUAUAGCUAUAAUUUUUUAUUUAUUUAUUUUUGACUGGCAGCAUUAUGUACUUUUUUCAAGAUUUCUAUUUCUAUAGAUAUUACCAUAUAUCGCUAUUGUGAAUUCUUUUGGCCACGAUAACCGUGUAGUGAAAAAUCUGAUAUCGUCACAGCUAAUAUAUUUAGUAACAGAGGUUUGGGCUCAACUGUUAAACUGUCAACUUGAGAUUUGGAAAAGGAAAAGAGGGUUUUUAAAGACAUUCCAUUGUUGUUUCCUAUUUAUUUAAACACUUGUGCCGUCGAACUGUUGUAUAAACGCAAUAUCACACUCGUAGCCGUGCGAUAUGGCUGUAUAUCAGCACCCUGUGAUUACCUACGGCCGAAUCACAGCCGUGCUGAUAUACAGCCAUAUGGCACGGCUACAAGUGUUAUAUUGCUCAUUUCCAAAACUAGUAACGAAUUAAUGUUGAGUCGCUUCAUUGAAACGCAUUGUAAUAUGUAGAGUAUUAUGAGAGAGAGAGAGAAUCGAGUGUAUUACCUGCAUCUAGCUGAUAUUCUUCAGGUCAAUCUUAUAUUCAGAAUCACAAAAUCAGUUUAAAUGUCCACUGAGGAAAUGACAUCUUUGUCUUUGUCCUUUUAACAUUUAAGGGGAUUUCUCAUGACAGCGCUAAUCAAUGUAUUUGUCAGUUGCGUCUCGUAAGAUGUUGUUAACACUUUCUAUGAAGACCAUGCUUAUAAUGAAUUAUAGCUCCAUUUAUACUUAUUUAUAAGCAAGUAUUACUAUUUUAUAAACAUAUUUAUAAAGACUUAUUAAAACCUAUACAUUAUAAGAACAGUUAUAGUUACAUUUAUAUUAUUUAUAUAAUUAUAAGUCAUGCAUUUGUUUUUUCAAUGCUCAUGUUCAUAAUCCAUUAUACACUGAUUUAUAAGUAUUAAUUAGUCAGUCGUAUGCAACCUGCAUUGCUAUAAUGUUAUUAUAUUAUAGUUACAAUGACUUUUUAUUCACAUUUAUUUCUGUCAAAUUAGUGAAUAUAUUGAUAAUAGCUGUGUUGUGUUCUUAAAAAUACUUAUUGUGAGUAAUAAUAGUUACUAAUCUCUAUAAAUGCAUCAUUGAUGGCUUUAAAACACAGGAUGCAAUUUUUCUAAAUCAAAUGUUAAGUAUUCAUGAAGAUGUGCUCAUUUUAAGUUGCUUACUUGUAAAUGUAACUAAUGAACAGUAAUUCCUGUAAUAAAAUAAUGAAAAAAAAAAAAAAACAGAAAUCAUUCAUACAAACAGUUGAAAACAAUGUAUCUUUUUUUAAUGUUACAUACUUGCAAAACACUGCAACAAUAUUUUAAAGUAUAAUUUCAAACUGCUAUAAGCAAUAUCAUGCAAAUGGCUGAGGAGAUAUAGAUUUUAACUAAUUAAAAUGACCAUCCAUGACCUCUAAUGCAAACAUUAGCCAUUAACGACAUAAUAACUAAUUGGUACAGCAAACAUGUGUCUCUGGAACUGUUUUAUAUUUGAUCAUUUUUAUAUCAGUGUAUAAUGGAUUAUGAUCAUGUGCAUUGAAAAAGCAAAUGCAUGGCUUAUAAGUAAUUAUAAAAACAAAAUAAAUGCAGUAUAGGUCUUAAUGAGGCUUUAUAAAUAUAUUUAUAGAAUAAAUAAGUAUAAAUGGGCCUAUAAAUCAUUAUAAGUAUGGUCUUAAUAGAAAGUGUUACCAAAACAACUUUCUAUGUUUCAGUCCAUUUCAAUAUAAAAGUCUUUGCGACUGACUCACUCAUAAAGACAGUCUUUGCUGCCAUCUAAUGGCGUAUUAAUGUAACUUUCACAGUCGAAAUCACUAACAGACUAUUUCUCAAUACUAAAAAAAUUGGCAUGUUAUUUAUAUAAAAUGUUAUUUAUUGAACAAUAAUAUUUAAAUUAACAAUAGCCAUUAUAACAGUAUAAGAAGUAAAAUAGGAAAUAAACACAAGAAAACAGUUCAGUCAAACGUACAAAAGCAGCGCUCUAGUUAGUACAGGAUUUAAUUUCAAUGUAAAUAAAAAGUUAUGAAACUUAAUAUAGCCAUUAAGACAAAUCUAUUAGCUCUGGAACAAGUAAUGUAUUAAUAAGACCAAAGAUUGACCGUUUGAUAUACCCAAGACGAAUUAUACCUUAUGUUUAAACACUAUCUACAUAAGAGCCAGCGGCAAAGUCCCGAAGGAGUGGCCGAGAUGACGCUGUUCUCUGCGGGUACAUGAGCACUGAACGGUCACACUGACGCCCUGGACCUCGCACCAUAUAGGCUGAGAGAUCUUUCCAGCCAUAUAUAUGUGUGUGUCUUCACACAAUUGUUUUAUUAAAGUGAACAAAAAGUAAAGUAAGUAGAAAUGUGGGGUAAAGCACGAAUGCAUUAAAUUGCCAUGAAAAUAAUAUUUUUUUUUUUUCAUAUUGAACUUCUGAUCUGUUAAGCAGUGUAUAAAGCCAACGGCUUAUUAGUGCAAGUUAAUAUAAGUGUUAAUACCUACACAUGUUGAAGCCAGCAUAAAGGCAUUACUGUCUCUCCAUUCAAGCUAUAAGCACAUAAUGAUUAAAGCUGCAUUGGCUGUUUUCCCUGCUGGACCUUCACUUGCUGCUUAUUGUCGUGCAGCUGAAGUAGGGUUUGGAGUGUGUCCAGAAAGAGCAUUCCAUUGAUUUUUACAGACUGAAGUCCUGAUAGAGGUCAUAGCAACGGAGACACAUCUUUGAAACUUAGUAUUCAUGUCAACUCUGUGCUGUUUGUACUCUGUUUCACUUACAACAACAAUCUCCUCUACAUUUUACACAAUUCUCACAUUGAUCACUGUGAAGUGGAGAACAUCAGGAUAUCAAUCUACCUUUGAUUUAACAAGCGGCGUCGCUAGACCCUUUUAUAUGGAAGCUUGUUUCUGCCAUGGAGUGAAAAAUAAAAAAGGUCAAUGGCAAGGAUAUCUACUCAUAAGUGCAUGCUGGUCUUGACCUUGACCUUCCUGGUCUGUGAGAUUGUGGUCGGCCGAAUCUGCAGAUCCCUCCUGAUCGCAGUGGACAGCUUCCACACGCUCUACGUUUUCAUACAUUUGUCUCUAUCCGCAUUAAAGCAUCAUCCUAAUUCUCGCUGUUCACCGGAUACCUCCACCACCACUGGUCCCUCACUUCCAAACAUCUCCGUUUCUGAAGGCCCGAGUCCUCCGUAUGAUGAGCAGCACUACAGAAGGAUGCGCCUCGAGCCGUUUGGCAUCCUGAUCUCCGCUCUGCUAAUGGCGUCUCAGUGCGUCUCCAUUAGUCUGGAGAUUCUCACCCACCUCGUGCAGCCAGAAGCCAUUCAACACCCACUCUUGUCUAUUGUGGUUGGAGGAGCUAGUCUGUUAUUCAAUAUACUCGUGUUGGCCUGGAGAAGGAGAGGCAGCGGGAUGGAUAAAGCUGCUGAUGGGAUCAACAAGUGCCUGAUGCGAAACGACCCUCAUUCUACAUCAGAAAGCAAAGAAAGUGCUCUCCAGGACGACGCACUGAUGUUCUGCAACCCUGAAGCGUCUAGUGUUCUGGAUCCAGAUCAAGGCUCUCAGGACGGCUCUUCUGAGUUACCAAACCUCAGCGUCAUUAAACCAGUUCCUGAGUCCAAUUCCAGGAUCGGUGAAAGUUCUCAGGAAAUCGUUCAGCCUACAGAACAACUUGCAGAAGAACCUCGUCACUCCGUCUGCACCGAACACACUGUUUCCCAGUGUAUCUCUAAAGGAUCCGGGUUUAGAAGACUGCAGCUCGGCUCCAUCAGUGUGGUCCAGGAUCUUCUGUGUUCAGUCCUCAUUGUGACUAACGGUCUGGUUCUCCUGCUCUCUGAAGCGCACUGCCAUCGGCUUCACUCGGACUGUCAUCUCCUGGUCUAUCUGGACGCAGGUUUCUCCACAGUCGGUGUGCUGGUGCUGUUAUCCGCGGCCCUGCCGAAGCUGCACCGCUAUGGGCUGCUGGUUCUCCAGGCGCCGCCGCUGCAUCUCUCCAUCGGUCAGGUGCGGCUUUGCCUCAGUGAAGUGCCAGGCGUGUUGUCGGUUCACGAGCUGCACGUGUGGCAGCUGUCAGACGCGUUGAUGGUGGCGUCGCUGCACGUGCACUGUCCCGAAGGGCUGAGCGCAGCGGAGUGCGACGAUCUCAUGGCGAGGGUCAAAGCAGUGCUGGCUACUUUUGGCAUCGAGCACUGCACCGUGCAGCCCGAGUUCCUCGCCUCGGACGGGAGCGGCGCGGCGCCCGGUGACGGUUCGGGAGCAGUGCGGCCAGUCUGCAGCUUGAGCUGCGGGCAGGAGUGUGCGGAGAAGCUCUGCUGCUCACCGCAGGCGGAUGAUUCCCAUAUUCCCAAGACGGAGACUCCCGUCUGUGUCCAGGAGGAGAAACCCUGCUCUCCAGCGCCACCGAGUGUUGAUGAGAUCAGAGAUGUGAUUAUUGAGAACACGUACCUGUGAUUGAACAAGGUUGUUGGUAUUUUUGUGAACUGACAGUCUUGUAAUUACUGUACAUGAUGAGACUCCAGCAAUAAACGUUUUUAAUAUAUGCAAAAUUAGUUGAGUUUAUCACUACGGAGACUAAACACUGGUUUAUUCAGAGCUAAAGCACUGAGGAGAGGAUCAUAACUAAAUAAUUUCUAAACCUGUAACAUAUGUAAGUAAAGCCUACUGUAGCUAUCAUAUUUGAUACACAAAUGAUCAACAUGAUCAAAACUUGACUGAAAAACCUGUUGCACACAAUCGGCUACAUCAUGCCUUCUGCUGUCUGAUUGAUAGUUUAGACUUUCUAGCAAGUAAAAAGCCUUUUAGUUUACAAAUGCUUUUGGUUCAUGUGUUUUUGCUGUUAAAUCCUUAAUGACUUUUAUAAAGUAAACAUAAGAAGUGGUCACACAUCAAGUAGUGCUGUCAAACGACUAAUCGCAACUAAUCACUUUCAAAAUAAAAAUUUGUUUACAUAAUAUAUGUGUACUGUAUAUAUGUAUUAUGUAUAUAUAUAAAUACACACACAUACAUGUAUAUAUUUAAGAAAUAUUUACAUGUAUAAAUGUGUAUAUAUAUUUAUGUUUAAUAUAUAUUAAAUAUACACAGCACACACACAUAUAUUAUGUCAACACAAACACUUUUAUUUUGGAUGCGAUUAAUCAGGAUUAAUCAUUUGACAACACUAAAUUCAAGAUGAACAUUACUGGACUGAAGCAAAUGAGGUUUACUUGAUUAUCCAUACAUCAUUUAAAAAUCAUGUUCAAAUGUGUCAGAUAUAAUCAUCAGGAUAUUGAGGAAGGUUUAUUUGUUCAUCUCUCAAUCAUCAUUGAAUUGCAUUGCAUUAUAUGUUUUAAAACUACAGAGCUUUGAUAAUAAAACUAAGCAUUAAAUAUCAUCUUACUAAAACAUAUUAUUGGCAGAUAUGGAGUGACGACUGAUAUUUAUAUGCGUUUUAUGUCACUGUUAUAAAGGUCUCAUUGAUUCACUUUACAAGCAUCAGAAUUUCAUCUUACUUUCUGGCCAGAAUCUGCACCAAAUUGCAUAUUUUGCUCAUUUAGUUCCUCUUAAUUAAACUGAUUUUUUUUUGCUCCUCGAGUUUGAGCUCCAUAUUCUCACUAUAUCAUACUAUAUGAGCCAUAAAAUCCUGAUGUAUCAAAUAUGAUGCUUAACAUAAAACACAUAUGCAAAAUGUUAGUUAAAAUGUAGGGACACAAAUGUCCCUGAUGUUAUUUUUUUUUUAUAUGAAUAUUGAUUUUAUAAUAUGUUUCAAUAUUUUAUCAAGUUUAGUAUGAGUUUGUAUUUUGCAUAAAUAUGGCAUGUGUUUUAAUAUAAGAAUUCCCCUCAUAAACAUAAAACUGCCCCUUAAAUUUAAUUCCAGGAGGCAAGUAUUGAAGAAAAAAUGUACAUAAAAUUCUCCGUUACACAAUGUAGGAUUGUACUUUUGCAUCAUCUUGUGGAGUUUGAAACAUUAAGCAAAAUAAAUGUAACAAACCCCAAGCCUCUACUGAUACUAAUAAAUAGCAUUUUAAUACACUUGGAUGCAUUCAUUUCUUCAACAAGUACUUUGAAAACAUGGAGGAAAAAACACAAAAGAUGAUAAUAAAUUGUCGGUGGUAGGAAAACACAAAUAUUAUGCCUAAAGAGCAGUAAUUUGUUUUGAUAUGCAUGAGAAAUGUGCUGUUUACCCAGGCCAAACCAUCCUGCAGCUAUAUGUGAUAUCCCCACAAUUCAUAACACACAUGUACACAGAAUACUGUAUACAGAAGAGUCUACUUUCAGACCAUGUGGAUGAAGAAUAUUGCCCCUCCGAAGUAAAAAAAAAAAAAAAAAUACUCUUUUUAAUGAUUCUACAAGUUUGCAAAAGCCACCUUAGAAAGUGAGGGCCCUUGU
Messenger RNA from Ctenopharyngodon idella (grass carp), 6812 nucleotides. RefSeq names its product zinc transporter 1. Gene Ontology annotation, biological process: zinc ion transmembrane transport; detoxification of zinc ion; intracellular zinc ion homeostasis. Bases 3390 to 4898 code for a protein of 502 amino acids. NCBI's taxonomy places the organism in Eukaryota, Metazoa, Chordata, Actinopteri, Cypriniformes, Xenocyprididae. The record is from RefSeq and is a predicted model, not a curated record. Gene Ontology annotation, molecular function: calcium channel inhibitor activity; zinc ion transmembrane transporter activity. The transcript has 4 exons. Gene Ontology annotation, cellular component: membrane; Golgi apparatus; endoplasmic reticulum.